Molecule: messenger RNA, 1275 nt
Organism: Cicer arietinum (chickpea)
Lineage: Eukaryota; Viridiplantae; Streptophyta; Magnoliopsida; Fabales; Fabaceae
Product: ras-related protein RABH1e-like
Molecular function (GO): GTP binding; GTPase activity
Source: RefSeq, a predicted model, not a curated record
GAGUUAAGAGAAAGAUGGGGGACGAAAAAGGUAAUAAAAAAAAGUUGGCAUGAGCUGGUACUCAACGUGGCUGGCGGUUUCCACUCUGAUAUAUAAAUACGACGCAGUCGAAAAUGGCGUGUGUAAUUGGUCAUCGUCUCUCAUUCUCUCUGUAUAUUCAUUCUUCUUGAAAAGGGAUUUUGAGAGAUUCAUUAAUUAAUUCAGAUCUGCGAUAAGAGAAGAAUAGGAUUUUUUUUUUUGGUCAUAAAUGGCGACGGUUUCCCCUCUCGCCAAAUACAAGCUCGUUUUCUUAGGCGAUCAAUCGGUUGGUAAAACCAGCAUCAUCACCCGUUUCAUGUACGACAAAUUCGACACAACCUAUCAGGCUACUAUUGGUAUCGAUUUUUUGUCAAAAACAAUGUACCUUGAAGAUAGAACUGUUCGUCUGCAGCUUUGGGAUACUGCAGGCCAAGAAAGAUUUAGAAGUCUUAUUCCAAGCUACAUAAGAGAUUCUUCUGUUGCAGUUAUUGUAUAUGAUGUAGCUAACAGGCAAUCAUUUCUGAACACUAACAAGUGGGUUGAGGAGGUACGUCAAGAACGUGGCAGUGAUGUUAUCAUUGUAUUGGUUGGAAACAAAACUGAUCUUGUCGAUAAAAGGCAAGUUUCUAUAGAGGAAGGAGAUGCCAAGUCCCGAGAGUUUGGAAUCAUGUUUAUAGAAACCAGUGCAAAAGCAGGCUUCAAUAUCAAGCCUUUGUUUCGUAAGAUUGCUUCUGCCCUGCCAGGGAUGGAAACUCUUUCUUCCACAAAGCAGGAAGACAUGGUUGACGUAAAUUUAAAACCUACGGUGAAUUCAUCCCAGACAGAGCAGCAGGGAGGAGGUUGCUCAUGUUAGAGAAGAUUCUUCUAUGUUCGGUAGAUAUAUAUAUAUAUAUAUAUAUAUGUUCACAGAGUAUAUUACUGGGAAUGACUGUUUCAAUGUAAAGUGAAACUGGAGGAAGCGUGCUUUCACAGCAAUGAUCCUUCAGUUAAUUGGUGUGAGGGACAAAUUGCGGCAAUGAUUUUGAUGUAUGACAAAAGAGAUUGGUAGUUUUUUUUUUUUUUCAUUUGUUAUACAAUUAGCCCUGGAUGUAAGAAUACAGGUAAUAAACAAGCCCUCUAAGUUGUCUGUCUUAGGUGUAUGUUAUCCUUUGUUUUUGUCAAAUAUUUCAUUCUUGAAGAGAUGACUGUAUAACACUCUGAUCGGACCCCCUUUUGCUUUAGGACACUCAUUGGCCCUAUCAAAAGCAGAGUUGCAUA